GUCCGGGCCCGCGGGGCGCCCUGAGGCGCGGGGACGCCGGCGGGCCGACCCGCAGCCCGCCGCCGCCGGCCCGGCCCCGCCACCGCCGCCCGCGGGGCUCCUCGGCGCGGCCGCCGGGGCCGGGGGAGCAUGAGCCCCGCGACCCGCCGGGGGACGGCCCGGGCCCGGCCCGGGAUCUAGACGGCCGUGGGGGAGGGGAGCCGCCCUCCCGCUCCGGAACCGCCGGGCGCUCGACGCCGCGUCGUCGGCCGCCGCGGCCGCGCUGUUUUGUUUCACCCUCGCGUUGUGCCGAAGUGAAGUGAAGUAAAAUGUCCACUAGGACCCCGCUGCCGACGGUGAAUGAACGGGACGCUGAGAACCACACAUCACAUGGAGACGGGCGACAAGAAGUUACCUCUCGCACCGGGCGUCCUGCAGCGCGGUGUAGAAACUCGAUAGCUUCCUGUGCAGAUGAACAACCUCACAUUGGAAACUACAGACUGUUGAAAACAAUCGGCAAGGGGAAUUUUGCAAAAGUGAAAUUGGCAAGACACAUCCUUACAGGCAGAGAGGUUGCAAUAAAAAUAAUUGACAAAACUCAGUUGAAUCCAACAAGUCUACAAAAGCUCUUCAGAGAAGUAAGAAUAAUGAAGAUUUUAAAUCAUCCAAACAUAGUGAAGUUAUUCGAAGUCAUUGAAACUGACAAAACACUCUACCUAAUCAUGGAGUAUGCAAGUGGAGGUGAAGUGUUUGACUAUUUGGUUGCACAUGGAAGAAUGAAGGAAAAAGAAGCAAGGGCUAAAUUUAGACAGAUAGUGUCUGCAGUCCAGUACUGCCACCAAAAGCGGAUCGUUCACAGAGACCUCAAGGCUGAAAAUCUAUUGUUAGAUGCUGAUAUGAACAUUAAAAUAGCUGACUUUGGUUUUAGCAAUGAAUUCACUGUUGGCGGUAAACUGGAUACGUUUUGUGGCAGUCCUCCGUACGCAGCCCCAGAGCUCUUCCAGGGCAAGAAAUAUGACGGGCCGGAAGUGGACGUGUGGAGCCUCGGCGUCAUUCUUUACACUCUAGUCAGCGGGUCGCUCCCCUUUGAUGGACAGAACCUAAAGGAACUGAGAGAGAGAGUAUUAAGAGGGAAAUACAGAAUCCCUUUCUACAUGUCCACAGACUGUGAAAACCUUCUCAAACGUUUCCUGGUGCUAAAUCCAAUAAAACGAGGCACUCUAGAGCAAAUCAUGAAGGACAGGUGGAUCAACGCAGGGCAUGAGGAAGAUGAACUAAAACCAUUUGUUGAACCAGAACUGGACAUCUCAGAUCAGAAAAGGAUAGAUAUUAUGGUGGGAAUGGGAUAUUCACAAGAAGAAAUUCAAGAAUCUCUUAGUAAGAUGAAAUACGAUGAAAUCACAGCUACGUAUUUGUUGUUGGGGAGAAAAUCUUCAGAGCUGGAUGCUAGUGAUUCCAGUUCUAGCAGCAAUCUUUCACUUGCUAAGGUUAGGCCAAGCAGUGACCUCAGCAACAGUACUGGCCAGUCUCCUCACCACAAAGUGCAGAGAAGUGUUUCUUCAAGCCAGAAGCAGAGGCGGUACAGUGACCAUGCUGGACCAGCUAUUCCUUCAGUUGUGGCAUAUCCGAAAAGGAGUCAGACCAGCACCGCAGAUAGUGACCUCAAAGAAGAUGGAAUUCCCUCCCGGAAACCAAGCAGCAGUGCUGUUGGAGGAAAGGGAAUUGCUCCAGCCAGUCCCAUGCUUGGGAAUGCAAGUAACCCCAAUAAGGCAGAUAUUCCUGAACGUAAGAAAAGCUCCACUGUCCCCAGUAGCAAUACAGCAUCUGGUGGAAUGACGCGGCGGAAUACUUAUGUUUGCAGUGAAAGAACUACAGCUGAUAGACAUUCAGUAAUUCAGAAUGGCAAAGAAAACAGCGCUAUUCCUGACCAGAGAGCUCCAGUUGCUUCAACACACAGUAUUAGCAGCGCCACCACCCCGGAUCGAACCCGCUUCCCAAGAGGCACUGCCAGUCGUAGCACUUUCCACGGCCAGCCCCGGGAGCGGCGCACUGCCACGUAUAACGGCCCACCUGCCUCACCCAGCCUGUCCCAUGAAGCCACACCAUUGUCACAGACUCGAAGCCGAGGCUCCACUAAUCUUUUUAGUAAAUUAACUUCCAAACUCACAAGGAGCCCAUUUGCUGAGACGUCGCAUUCUGGGCUGGGCAGAAGAACACGAUGGCCUGAAGGGCCUUGCCAGAUUUGGGGCGCCCAUUUGUGGCCAGCAAGAGAGACAAUGAAUUCAACCGAAGAAAGAGUCUAUGACCCCCAGAACAAUGCAUUGCUUCCUUUCAGGGCCAUCCCAGGGACUAUUCCAAGCCUCCCUGUGCCUUAACUCCUUCCUCAGAGACUAAGCUGCUUAAUAUCAACUAGUAUUUUGCCCUCUGGUCCCUGAACACAGAAGGGAUAUGUGACAGUCAGGUCUGUCUAAGCUCCAGUCAGAGAGAACAAUCAGCUUUGUGUCCUUACACUUUGGUCUGUAAUGGGCCCUUUAAAUAAAGCCUUGCACGUAAUUAAAACCCUUGAAUUUAUUUGUCUGCUUUGUGGGUUGUUAUUUUUUUUUUUAAUCAUCCUAAUACUAUCAUUGAUAAAAAUAAUAUCAGCCACAAUAUACUGAAUGCUUACUGUGUGCUAAGAUAAAUAGAUGUCUGUAGAUUUAUAGAUAUAGAAAUACUCGUUUUAUAUACAUAAAUAGGUAUGUGUGUAUACACAUACAUGCAUUCUUUCUCACACACUCAUUUAAUCACAAUCUACCCUGUGGAGUAGACAUUAUCCCAGUUUUAUAGAAGAAACUGGAGGCAAGGUUCAGAGAGAUUAAGGCACAUGUUCAAGAUCCUACAGCAGAAGAGUGCUGAGUCAGGUCCAUGGCUCUAGAAGGAUCCCCUGAGCCCACCAUGUAAUGUCCCUGGUAGAAAACAGUAGAGGAUUGUUGUGGACGUGAGUCCUUUUCCCUCAUUUUCUAAUUAAAUUUAUUUCAUAUAUUUGAAAUUGGAGGCUGAGGGGGUCAUCUGAUUUUAUAAUUUCCAUCCCCAAAUUUUUGCAGAAAGUCUUCUAUUUGUUAGUCUGCAAACUGAGACCUGGUAUACUUCAGUUGCAGUCACUUCAUUCUUAAAAGCAGUCAGAGUCCUUGCUGCUGCAGUGUAAAUUUCUUAUCUUCCCCUAACAAUAAUUGAGAGGAUUAGAGUUCUAGUGCCGGAAAGGCUCAGGCGUUGGCACUUAGAUGCCCCAAGGAGACCUGCCGUGACAUGGUGGGAAGAGGACUGGCAUCAGAAAACUCACCCUCUGCUCCUGGCUGUGCUCUGAAUAUUGUGAGAGCUUUAGAGAGCUGUAGGCUCAGGCCACUCAGAGUCACCUGUGCUCUGCGGGCAGAACAGCCCAGACACAAAUGCGGGUGCCUUUGUGCUCCUAAGGUUCGUCCACCUGGUCCUGGGUGGAGCGUGAGGGCCGUAGUCCCGCUGCUUCCUCCUCUUUAUACCUCAAGGGAUUUGUGGGAGGAAAAGUUAAGAAAAUCAGUCCUGCGGGUACCAGUCCUAGGGUACCAAAGUCCCCUUGACUUUUCUCAGGUAGAACAUUUGGAAACGAACGUAACGUUUUAAAGAGCUUUUAAUCAGUCUUCACGUGCAUGAUCUUUCCUACUGUGUGUAACCCUGCUGUGUACCACUUUUGAUCUGACUAUGGAGUGAUUGGUGGUUAUCUCCAGUAGUUAGGUACUUUUUAAAUUGGUAGGUAUCUGAAGCAAUGCCAAAGUCAUCCCAAAUUAGAAAAAAAAAACAACUGAGGAAGUUAUUACUUUAGUCACUCAGCAAAUACAUUUGAGUGCCUCCUGUGCUCUGUCGCAGAAAUGAGAUUUAGAAAUAUUCUGACAAACCCGGCUCAAGCUCACCCAGGAAUGCUUGUUGCAUGAUCAUACAAGCCUGAGCCAUAGUUUGAAAUUUCUUCUGUCAAAUUCAGUUCAGUACAACCUAAGCAUCUCCUUAAAUUUUUUUUAACAAGCAAAGUCACUUCUUUUAAAUACAACUCUUUCGUUUAUUACAUAAAACAUAAAAAUGAAACCCCCAGUGUUGUCAUUUAAUUUUCAUUCAUUUUGAUAUCUAAAGAUCAAAAAAGUCUACUUCAUUUUAAACUCCCAGUGCUAUAUGUCAGUUUUAUCAAAACUGGAAGGUAAAAACCUCCAAUGACCUUUUUUUUUUAAAGUGAUUUCUAUCAAACCACUGUAACAGAUGUUCUAUUAACAUAUAAGUCAUCCUCCUGAGAUGUCAUGCUUCUCUUCAUGGGUAACAUUUUAUAAUGAAAUUGCUUAAUGUUUCUGUAUAAGGUGAUAUUUUUGUCUAUAAAAUAUUCUGGAGAAAAUUGAGAAAUGUUAUUUUAUUUGUAGUACAUUGCAAAUGACUUCUCUAACACAAGAUGUUGAAUUUUAUUAUCUUAAGGUAUACCCAUCCGAAGAACCUUAAAACAUUUAAUUAUAGCUAAUGUCAAUAUUUAUUGCUAAAUUUUUUCUUACAAGUACAGAUUUUUUAUAUUUCUUUUUAAAAGAUCACGUACUCAAUUAUUUGUGAUAAUUUUACUUUUUCAUCAAAUAUCAAUGUUUCAUUGUUCGUUGGACAGGAGAGGAGCCCUGUUUUACUUGCUGUUUUUUGUUCUGUCUGUAAUUGACUAUUCAACUUGUGCAAGUCAUUUUUGUUAAUUUUUUUUUUUUUGGCUUAA
Hippopotamus amphibius kiboko is the source of this 4723-nucleotide messenger RNA. RefSeq names its product microtubule affinity regulating kinase 3 (gene MARK3). NCBI's taxonomy places the organism in Eukaryota, Metazoa, Chordata, Mammalia, Artiodactyla, Hippopotamidae. The coding region runs from base 309 to 2354 and encodes 681 amino acids. The record is from RefSeq and is a predicted model, not a curated record. The transcript is spliced from 16 exons. Gene Ontology annotation, molecular function: protein serine/threonine kinase activity; ATP binding. Gene Ontology annotation, cellular component: cytoplasm; plasma membrane. Gene Ontology annotation, biological process: intracellular signal transduction; protein phosphorylation.